AUGGUAGUUUGUUUACUCAUUGAUCAGAACCAGGUCCCUGAGUGGUCCUGGAAGUAUUCCUUAGUCAUGGAUGAAGCCGCGUUGGAACAGUUCUUUGAUAACCUCAUUGCAAAUGACUCCUCGAAGGUGGAGGAUGAGGAGGAGUUGACUGAAGAGGAGGAGGUGUGUCUCAGCUUACUGCCUGAUGAGCUUCUGACACCGUACGAGACCAGACAGAAAAACACAGAUGACACCAGACAAACAGCAGAGAAUGACACCAGAACUGGCCUGAACUGCACCUGUCUGGACUACAGCUCCCAGAAUUCCACACAAGUGUCCGAGGUCCCAGGUGUGUUAUCCCUGCUGGAGCAGAGGGGCUCCUGCAUUUGUCCCACGACCUCCAUGAUGCCUGUGAAGAUACAGAACGUCAUCGCUACAGUGAAGCUGGGCUGUCGUCUGGACCUAAACAUAAUUGCUCACAAAGCGAGGAAUGUUGAGUACAAACCAAAGACUUUCAGGGGGCUCAUCAUGAGGAUCCGUGAGCCACGUACCACAGCAACAAUCUACGAAUCUGGAAAUAUUGUUUGUUCUGGAGCCAACAGUGAGGAUCAGUCACGGGUGGCGACUAGGAGGUAUGCUCGCAUUGUGCAGAGGCUCGGCUUUCCUGUCUCCUUCCUGAACUUUAAGAUCCAGAACUUGGUGGCCACCUGCAGCACCUUCCCAGUCAGUCUGGAGCGACUGAUGCUAGCCCACCAUCAGCACUGCAGUUAUGAACCAGAGCUGUUUCCUGGCCUCUUCUGCAGUGUGAUUCCUGGCAUCACCGCGACCAUUUUUGCAUCAGGGAGGUUGACACUGAGCGGAGCCAAAAAAGCAGAUGAGAUGUACAAAGCGCUUGAUACCAUCUAUCAGAUUCUGAGCUGCUUCAGGAGGCAGUGAGGACAGACACAUCAAACUAAAGGAAAUAAAUUAAUGUCUUCCAUAUCAC
Lates calcarifer (barramundi perch) is the source of this 964-nucleotide messenger RNA. RefSeq lists its product as uncharacterized. The transcript is spliced from 8 exons. Gene Ontology annotation, biological process: DNA-templated transcription initiation. The coding region runs from base 1 to 915 and encodes 304 amino acids. Gene Ontology annotation, molecular function: RNA polymerase II general transcription initiation factor activity; DNA binding. Lineage: Eukaryota; Metazoa; Chordata; Actinopteri; Centropomidae. The record is from RefSeq and is a predicted model, not a curated record.